GCCGCAGGGGUCCUGGGGGUCGUGAUGGUCCUGGUUCUGGUCAUCCUCAUCCCGGUUCUGGUGAGCUCCGCGGGAACCUCCGCGCACUACGAGAUGCUGGGCACCUGCAGGAUGGUCUGCGACCCGUACGGCACCAAGUCCCCCACGAGCACCGCGUCCGCGGAGCCGGUCCGGGACAACAGCCUCGUGCAGUCUCUGCCCACUUUCAUCCAGGGCGCCAAAGGCGAACCGGGCCGUCCGGGGAAGGCCGGGCCGAGGGGACCUCCGGGGGAACCGGGACCUCCCGGUCCGGCCGGGCCACCCGGAGAGAAAGGCGAACCCGGCAGACCAGGUUUACCGGGACCUCCGGGACCGAGCGCAGCCGCCGGCGCCAUCAGCGCAGCGACGUACAGCACCGUGCCAAAGAUCGCCUUUUACGCAGGGCUGAAGAAGCAGCACGAGGGCUACGAGAUGCUCAAGUUCGACGACGUAGUGACGAAUCUGGGAAACCACUACGACCCCACCACCGGGAAGUUCACCUGCUCCAUCCCGGGGAUCUACUUCUUCACCUACCACGUCCUGAUGCGCGGAGGAGACGGCACGAGCAUGUGGGCCGAUCUGUGCAAGAACAACCAGGUGCGUGCCAGUGCCAUAGCCCAGGAUGCGGACCAGAACUAUGACUAUGCCAGUAACAGCGCUGUGCUGCACCUGGAGCCGGGAGACGAGGUCUACAUUAAGUUAGACGGAGGAAAAGCUCACGGAGGCAACAACAACAAGUACAGCACCUUCUCCGGAUUCAUCAUCUACGCCGACUAG
This is a messenger RNA of Salarias fasciatus (jewelled blenny), 795 nucleotides long. RefSeq names its product complement component 1, q subcomponent-like 3a (gene c1ql3a). Lineage: Eukaryota; Metazoa; Chordata; Actinopteri; Blenniiformes; Blenniidae. The coding region runs from base 25 to 795 and encodes 256 amino acids. The transcript has 2 exons. The record is from RefSeq and is a predicted model, not a curated record. Gene Ontology annotation, molecular function: protein binding.